Messenger RNA from Triticum aestivum (bread wheat), 859 nucleotides. RefSeq lists its product as uncharacterized. The coding region runs from base 84 to 857 and encodes 257 amino acids. Lineage: Eukaryota; Viridiplantae; Streptophyta; Magnoliopsida; Poales; Poaceae. The record is from RefSeq and is a predicted model, not a curated record. The transcript has 5 exons.
UUGAGAAGAACAUAAUUAGUCGUUCCCUCGUGAAGGAUUCACAUAAUGCUGGCACAAAGAGUUAUGCUUGUUGGGGUGAAGACAUGAGGCAAGCUGAUCCUGAAAAGAAACGACCACACAGAUCAAAGGAUUAUUUAGCAACUCACAAGAAGAAGGACGAUGCUGAUGCUAAAAAUAAAGAUAGAAAUAAGCGCCUGGAUCGAUUGGAGAAUCUAAUAACCGAACGACCAGAGUUGGCACAAAAUUUGAAUGGAAGAGUCGCAUGGGAAGGUGAUGCCCUGCAGGAAGUGUUAGGGAAAGAAAAGAUUGGACAAGUGCAUGGCAUGGGUUUGCUUCCAACUCCUAAGCAAGUCUACGGUCGGACGCCACGGUAUCUAAAGAACAUCAAUAUGACUAGAACUGAUGGAUCACCAUAUGAAGUUGAACAUGACGUUUGGGAGGUAAUAGCAAAGAUGCAGGAGCAUAUAAAAAAGCAAGACCAGAUUAUUAAAGAUAUGAAUAACAAAGAAGGUUAUGUCAAUAAUGGCAUAGAAGAGGAAAACCUCCAAUCAAAUGAUAAUGGUAUUUCUCGCUCACCAGUGCUGCUUGGUAAAACAAAGAGAAUCCAGUGCAAUGGACCCGUUGAGGCAUGCUCGUCUAUGCAACAUGACAUUCCUGAGGAUAAUAAUUUAUCACGUUCGCAUGAAAAGGUUAUGCAUGUAGUUACUCUUACUCAUGUCACAAAGAUAGAAUAUAAAAUAAUUUCUUGCUCACCAUUGUUGUGUCAUGGAACUAUGUUGGCAACCAUGAUGUCAACCAAUUACAAAUUCAACAAAAUUCAUCAUCACCACAAGACCUUGUUAUUGAUUCUGUGCUAGAG